This is a messenger RNA of Grus americana (Whooping crane), 2272 nucleotides long. RefSeq names its product zona pellucida sperm-binding protein 3-like. Gene Ontology annotation, cellular component: extracellular matrix. The record is from RefSeq and is a predicted model, not a curated record. Gene Ontology annotation, molecular function: acrosin binding. The transcript has 8 exons. NCBI's taxonomy places the organism in Eukaryota, Metazoa, Chordata, Aves, Gruiformes, Gruidae. The coding region runs from base 468 to 2237 and encodes 589 amino acids. Gene Ontology annotation, biological process: binding of sperm to zona pellucida; positive regulation of acrosome reaction; egg coat formation.
CCCCCCCCCCGGCACAUCAGCAUCCGAGCGGAAAACCAAAGUCCCAGGGGGGCUGACAGCACCGGACGAGGAUGGUCCCCGCAGAGGAGAUGGAAAGCACCCGGAUUGCGAUCACGGACCCUGCUCUUGUCACCUCCCCGGCAGCCUUGAAAAGCCCCUUAUCACCUUCUAAACCUAAACAAGCCACUUUGUACCAGUCUCCCCGUCUCCGGCUUCUGCUGAGUUUUAUAAACAAGUUCCCCAAAGAGGCUGACGAGGAUGUUUUCUCUCGCCUUGGGCAGUCCGGGAACGGGGGGUCCCUGCGCCCCGGAAAUGACUCGGCCGUGCCUCCCCUCUCCCCGCACCCAUGAGGGCUGGCCUUUGGGUGCCAUUGGUCCCCAAACGGGAGCCCAGGGGCGGACAGGGGAUAUAAAGGCUGGAAGAACAGCCCCGGCUCUCUGUGCCGGGUUUUGCUGGAAGAAGGAAGGAUGGGACCCAAAAACGGCUUGAUCCUCACUCUUCUCUGCUGGGCGGCGGGUGAGGUGGCUGCCUACCCACCCUGGGACUUCUCCUGGGGGGCACAGGCGGACCCCCACGCCUGGUCCUGGGUGGAAGACCCCCAUUCUCGAGCCAUCUCCAGCCAGCAGCCGGUGAUGGUGCAGUGCCAGGAGGCUCAGCUGGUGGUGACGGCGCACAGGGACCUCUUCGGCACCGGCCGCCUCAUCAACGCGGCCGACCUGACGCUGGGACCCGCGGCGUGCAAGUAUUCCUCGCUGAACCCUGCCCACAACACCGUCACCUUCAUCGCCGGCCUCCACGAGUGCGGCAGCGUUGUGCAGGUAAGAUGGUCUCCAUUCCAGUCGUCCCCCUGCCAUCCCACCACCACGGAGCAGCUCCAGGCUGCACCGCUGCGCACCGGGCAUUCCCUGCGAUGCCGGGGCGGGGGGGGACUCUGGGUGCUGGACCCGGAGGAGCACCUUAGGGGAAGGACAAGUGGGUAUUUCCCCCAAAGCAAAGCAUUUUUCCCCAAAACUGCUUUGCCCUUUCCAUCAGACACAUGCCAAAGGUGCAGACCUCCCCCCCCGUCAGACCCAUUUCACUCCUAUUUUGGCCCAUUUAACUCAUGGAGAAGGGAGUGGGGCUUCUUCUCCAUCCCCUUUUCCCCAACUUUUCCCCCCCCUUUCUUUGGAUUUCCCCAGCGUUUCCCAGUUGGGAAAGGAUGGAUAUGUGGCUUGGUGGUGGUGGGAGGUGGGGUGUCCUCUCUGCCGGCUUCUCAACACUUUUCUCCCCAGAUCACGCCGGACUCCCUCAUCUACCGCACGCUCCUCAACUACGACCCCAGCCCCGCCAGCAACCCCGUCAUCAUCCGCAGCAACCCGGCCGUCAUCCCCAUCGAGUGCCACUACCCCAGGAGGGAGAACGUGAGCAGCAACGCCAUCCGACCCACCUGGGCUCCCUUCAGCUCCACGCUGUCAGCGGAGGAGAGGCUGGUGUUCUCCCUGCGCCUCAUGAACGAGGACUGGAGCGCCGAGAGACCCUUCACCGGUUUCCAACUGGGCGACGUCCUCAACAUCCAAGCGGAGGUGGGCACCGAGAGCCACGUACCGCUGCGGUUGUUUGUGGACAGCUGCGUGGCCGCCCUGAGCCCCGGCACCGACUCCUCACCCCACUACACCAUCAUCGACUUCAACGGGUGCCUGGUUGAUGGGAGGUCGGAUGACACCAGCUCUGCCUUCAUCACCCCCCGGCCCCAGGAGGACGUGCUGCGCUUCAGUAUCGACGUCUUCAGGUUCGCUGGGGACACCAGGAACCUGAUCUACAUCACCUGCCACCUGAAGGUGACCCCGGCGGACCAAGCCCCGGAUCCCCUGAACAAGGCUUGCUCCUUCAACAAAGCCAGAAACACUUGGUCGCCUGUGGAAGGCACCCGGGACAUCUGCAGCUGCUGCGAGAUGGGUAACUGCGAGUCCCCCGCGCUCUCCCGGAGGCUCAACCCCCUGGAGCAAUGGCCCGGCCGCCGCUUCCGUCGCCAUGAUGCCAACGGGAAAGAAGCUGAAGCCGACGUGGUCAUCGGCCCCGUGCUCCUCUCGAGGGACCCAGGUGCCGUGGGAGAGCGGCAGGAGGGAGGUCAGGGCGGGGUGACGGCGGUGCCCGCCAUGGGGACAGGCCUGAUCUGCGUGGCAGCCAGCAUGGGGCUGGCCGGCGUGGCGCUGGCCAUCGGCGUGGGGCGCAGGAGGUGCGCCCACGCUUCGGCGUGAGCGUGAGGGCGAGAGCCGAAUAAAGUUUGGGAAGG